Coregonus sp. 'balchen' is the source of this 22676-nucleotide messenger RNA. Lineage: Eukaryota; Metazoa; Chordata; Actinopteri; Salmoniformes; Salmonidae. The record is from the annotation of a GenBank genome assembly.
CACCUCCAUAUGACGGUCCAGGCCUUGCAGGAUGAACUGAGGAUACAGAGAGACCUGAACCAGCUGCUCCAGCAGGACCCUGCCAGCCAAGGUCGCGACCUGGCCCUGACCUCUGAACCCACGGAGGAGAACUACCGUCGGCUAUACGGGGACCACGAGCGUCAGGCCAAGGAGCUGUUCCUACUCAGGAAGACCCUGGAGGAGAUGGAGCUGAGGAUAGACACCCAGAAACAGACCCUGGGUGCCAGGGACGAGUCCAUCAAGAAACUACUGGAAAUGCUGCAGAGCAAAGGUGGGUUACUGUGCCACACACACACUGUGGCCAUAUUAGUAAUGUUUUUAUAUUAACACAUCUUCUAAAUAACCAUAUGAUUGUAUUAUAUUCCAGGGCCGUCGGCUAAGGCGUCAGAGGAAGACCAGGAGAGAACCAGGAGACUGGCUGAUGCUGAGAUGCACAGACACCAUCUAGAGUCCCUACUGGACCAGAGAGACAGGGAGACAACUGCUCUACGAGAGGUGAGGGACAGAGCGAGAUGAGAGGGAGGGAGGUAACACAUUGAGCUUUAGUUGGGUUACAAUACAAACUAUUAGGGAUUGAGUGGUGUGUAGUAGACAAUGUGUGAGGUGUAACGACCUUGUUCUCUUUAGGAGCUGCACCGUCGAUACGAGGGAACCCCAGAGUCCACAAAAACCAAGGCUCUACAGACCGUCAUCGACAUGAAGGUACCCAUCUCUGUGUGUGUGUGUCUGUAAGUGCAUGCGUGAGUGUAUUAUAGGGCUGACCCCAUUUAGUUGACUGGUCGAUUUGGUCAAUAGACUGUUGGUCGACCGAGAUUUAUUUUCUCGAACAGUAGACCCCCCCCCCCCCCCCCCCCCCCCCCCCCUCCCCCCACAAAAAAUAAUGGUGUACAAGAAACCUGCAUGAUUUGCGCCUGUCUAUGUGGACUAAUCCAUUGUCGAGGUCGUGGGGAUGGCACAGUCCAUCACUCUAAGACGUGCUACUGAACUUGCUUAUGCUUAGGCCUAUAUUGCGUAAGAACAAUGGUGCAACACUAAUAAAAAAUAUGAUUUAUUUAUAACAUGCGCUUUCUCCCGCGUUGCAAAGCAGUCACUGUCCGCGGUUCUGAAACACGCUGUUGAAUUGGCACCUUUUCCUAGACCAUGUUGCUAUGUGCAUAAUAGCAAAGUUAACCAGCAUAUUGGUGUUGAGAACAAUGCAGCGGAGGCAGUUAGGAGAUGAGAAAACAGCCCUUGCCUUAAUUGUCUAAGAAAAGUGAGGAGAGGAAACCCCAACUUAAUUAGGUCUAUUUUAAUUUUUUAUGUUUUUUAUUUAACCUUUAUUUAACCAGGUAAGCCAGUUGAGAACAAGUUCUCAUUUACAACUGUGACCUGGCCAAGAUAAAGCAAAGCAGUGCGAUAAAAACAACAACAACACAGAGUAACAUAUGGAAUAAACAAAACGUACAGUCAAUAACACAAUAGAAAAUCUAUAUACAGUGUGUGCAAAUGUAGUAAGUUAUGGAGGUAAGGCAAUAAAUAGGCCAUAGUGCAAAAUAAUUACAAUUAUAAUUUAGUAUUAACACUGGAGUGAUAGAUGUGCAGAAGAUGAUGUGCAAAUAGAGAUACUGGGGUGCAAAUGAGCAAAAUAAAUAACAAUGUAAAUAGCAAUAUGGGGAUGAGGUAGUUGGGUGGGCUAAUUUAAGAUGGGCUGUGUACAGGUGCAGUGAUCGGUAAGCUGCUCUGACAACUGAUGCUUAAAGAUAGUGAGGGCGAUAAGUGUCUCCAGCUUCAGAGAUUUUUGCAGUUCGUUCCAGUCAUUUGCAGCAGAGAACUGGAAGGUCUAUAAUCAAAAGCCUAACUGUUAAAUGUGCAUGGCUUUAUAAAUCAUCCAUGUACAGUGGAUUUGGAAACAAUUCAGACCCCUUGACUUUUUCCACAUUUUGUUAAGUUACAGCCUUAUUCUAAAAUUGAUUAAAUUGUUUUUUCCCCUCAUCAAUCUACACACAAUACCCCAUAAUGACAAAGCGAAAACAGGAAAUGUUUGUUAAUUUAUAAAAAUAAAUAAAUAUGAUAUCACAUUUACAUAAGGAUUCAGACCCUUUACUCAGUACUUUGUUGAAGCACCUUUGGCAGCAAUUACAGCCUUGAGUCUUCUUGGGUAUGACGCUACAAGCUUGGCACACCUGUAUUUGGGGAGUUUCUCCCGUUCUUCUCUGCAGAUCCUCUCAAGCCCUGUCAGGUUGGAUGGGGAGCGUCGUUGCACAGCUAUUUUUUUUUUUAAGGUCUCUCCAGGGAUGUUCGAUCGGGUUGAAGUCUGGGCUCUGGCUGGACCACUCAAGGACAUUCCGAGACUUAUCCCGAAGCCACUCCUGCUUUGUCAUGGCUUUGUGCUUAGGGUCGUUGUCCUGUUGGAAGGUGAACCUUCGCCCCAGUCUGAGGUCCUGAGCGCUCUGGAGCAGGUUUUCAUCAAGGAUCUCUCUGUACUUUGCUCCGUUCAUCUUUCACUCGAUCCUGACUAGUCUCCCAGUCCCUGCUGCUGAAAAAUAUCUCCAUAGCAUGAUGCUGCCACCACUAUGCUUCACUGUAGGGAUGGUGCCAGGUUUCCUCCAGACGUGACGCUUGGCAUUCAGGCCAAAGAGUUCAAUCUUGGUUUCAUCAGACCAGAGAAUCCUGUUUCUCAUCUUCUGAGAGUCCUUUAGGUGCCUUUUCGCAAACUCAAUGCGGGCUGUCAUGUGCCUUUUACUGAGGAGUGGCUUCCGUCUGGCCACUCUACCAUAAAGGCCUGAUUGUGGAGUGCUGCAGAGAUGGUUGUCCUUCUGGAAGGUUCUCUCAUCUCCACAGAGGAACUUUUGGAGCUCUGUCAGAGUGACCAUCGGGUUCUUGGUCACGUUACUGACCAAGGCCCUUCUCCCCCGAUUGCUCAGUUUGGCCGGGCAGCCAGCUCUAGGAAGAGUCUUGGUGGUUCAAAACCUCUUCCAUCUAAGAAUGAUGGUGGCCACUGUGUUCUUGGGGACCUUGAAUGCUGCAGCCAUUUUUUGGUACCCUUCCCCAGAGCUGUGCCUUGACACAAUACUGUCUCGGAGCUCUACGGACAAUUCCUUCGACCUCAUGGCUUGGUUUUCGCUCUGACAUGCACUGUCAACUGUGGGACCUUUUUAUAUAGACAGUUAUAUAUUUCUUAAAACCUGUUUUCGCUUUGUCAUUAUGGGGUAUUGUGUGUAGAUUGAAGGGAAAACAUUAAUUCAAUCCAUUUAAGAAUAAGGCUGUGACGUAACAAAAUGUGGGAAAAGUCAACGGGUCUGAAUACUUUCCGAAUGCACUGUAUAUCUACAGAAAUAAGACAGAUCCUGCUUCUGUUGCCUGUUUGAGUGUUUGUUUAAUAGUCUACUGAUUCCGUGAGCACCAAGCCUCACGCAACCACAUGUCGGAUAAACAAUUUCACAAAUUCGGCUGUUUUUAAUCUUUGCUAUGCUGUAAUAAAGGCUCUCUGGUAUUAUUUAUGUAUUUCGUAUUGUUCACACUUUCAAAUUGUCAGAAAUUAUAUUUAUUAUAAUAAUAACCCUCAUUUUUCUUGAUUUCCUUAUUGUUAUUAGUACUAUUAUUAUUAUCAUUAUAAUAAUAAGUAAUGUCAUUAUCAUCAGUAGGCUUAGUAUAGCAGCCUUGUAUAACCACCAUCGAGCUGUAGGCCUAAGAGCGCAUCCUGUUUAGUCUUAAUACCGUAACCUAUAUUUACAUUUACAUUUACAUUUACAUUUACAUUUAGCAUACGCUCUUAUCCAGAGCGACUUACAGUUAGCGCAUACAUUAUUUUAUCGAAUACAUAUUUGUUUUAUACUGGCCCCCCAUGGGAAACGAACCCGCAACCCUGGCGUUGCAAACGCCAUGCCCUAUCAACUGCUCUACAUCCCUGCCGGCCAUUCCCUCCCCUACCCUGGACGACGCUGGGCCAAUUGUGCGACGCCCAUGAGUCUCCCGGUCGCGGCCGGCUGCGACAGAGCCUGGAUUCGAACCAGGAUCUCUAGUAGCACAGUUAGCACUGCGAUGCAGUGCCUUAGACCACUGCGCUACUCAGGAGAUUUUCAACACUUACAGUGAGGGAAAAAAGUAUUUGAUCCCCUGCUGAUUUUGUACGUUUGCCCACUGACAAAGAAAUGAUCAGUCUAUAAUUUUAAUUGUAGGUUUAUUUGAACAGUGAGAGACAGAAUAACAACCCUAAAGAAAUCCAGAAAAACGCAUGUCAAAAAUGUUAUAAAUUGAUUUGCAUUUUAAUGAGGGAAAUAAGUAUUUGACCCCCUCUCAAUCAGAAAGAUUUCUGGCUCCCAGGUGUCUUUUUAUACAAGUAACGAGCUGAGAUUAGGAGCACACUCUUAAAGGGAGUGCUCCUAAUCUCAGCUUGUUACCUGUAUAAAAGACACCUGUCCACAGAAGCAAUCAAUCAAUCAGAUUCCAAACUCUCCACCAUGGCCAAGACCAAAGAGCUUUCCAAGGAUGUCACGGACAAGAUUGUAGACUUACACAAGGCUGGAAUGGGCUACAAGACCAUCGCCAAGCAGCUUGGUGAAAAGGUGACAACAGUUGGUGCGAUUAUUCGCAAAUGGAAGAAACACAAAAGACCUGUCAAUCUCCCUCGGCCUGGGGCUCCAUGCAAGAUCUCACCUCGUGGAGUUGCAAUGAUCAUGAGAACGGUGAGGAAUCAGCCCAGAACUACACAGGAGGAUCUUGUCAAUGAUCUCAAGGCAGCUGGGACCAUAGUCACCAAGAAAACAAUUGGUAACACACUACGCCCUGAAGGACUGAAAUACGGCAGCGCCCACAAGGUGCCCCUGCUCAAGAAAGCACAUAUACAGGCCCGUCUGAAGUAUGCCAAUGAACAUCUGAAUGAUUCAGAGGAGAACUGGGUGAAAGUGUUGUGGUCAGAUGAGACCAAAAUCGAGCUCUUUAGCAUCAACUCAACUCGCCGUGUUUGGAGGAGGAGGAAUGCUGCCUAUGACCCCAAGAACACCAUCCCCACCGUCAAACAUGGAGGUGGAAACAUUAUGCUUUGGGGGUGUUUUUCUGCUAAGGGGACAGGACAACUUCACCGCAUCAAAGGGACGAUGGAAGGGGCCAUGUACCUUCAAAUCUUGGGUGAGAACCUCCUUCCCUCAGCCAGGACAUUGAAAAUGGGUCGUGGAUGGGUAUUCCAGCAUGACAAUGACCCAAACCACACGGCCAAGACAACAAAGGAGUGGCUCAAGAAGAAGCACAUUAAGGUCCUGGAGUGGCCUAGCCAGUCUCCAGACCUUAAUCCCAUAGAAAAUCUGUGGAGGGAGCUGAAGGUUCGAGUUGCCAAACGUCAGGCUCGAAACCUUAAUGACUUGGAGAAGAUCUGCAAAGAGGAGUUGGACAAAAUCCCUCCUGAGAUGUGUGCAAACCUGGUGGCCAACUACAAGAAACGUCUGACCUCUGUGAUUGCCAACAAGGGUUUUGCCACCAAGUACUAAGUCAUGUUUUGCAGAGGGGUCAAAUACUUAUUUCCCUCAUUAAAAUGCAAAUCAAUUUAUAACAUUUUUGACAUGCGUUUUUCUGGAUUUUGUUGUUGUUAUUCUGUCUCUCACUGUUCAAAUAAACCUACCAUUAAAAUUAUAGACUGAUCAUGUCUUUGUCAGUGGGCAAACGUACAAAAUCAGCAGGGGAUCAAAUAAUUUUUUCCCUCACUGUAUAUAGGCUACUGUAUCAAUCAAUCAUUCAUUCGUUCAUGUCAUCACACAGCAUAUGAGUCAUUCAUGAUUUGAAAUGCCAUAAAGCAUUUUAGUUUUAAAAGAAAAUAUCAAAGCGACCUCUGAAGAAUUCGCGUAAAAAAUAAAUAAACCGUUCCAUUUUGGAAAUUGCAUUCACGAAUGAAUGUGACUGUUUUUUGUCUUUGCUGUAUAAAGGCUUAACAAAAAAACUUUGGUAUGAUUAUAAUUGAUUUAGUGUAUACAUUGUUCCAAAUUGUCAGAGAAAUUAUAUUGUAAUCAAACAGCACCUGUUUGGCACACAUAAUAUGCACUCAGCGCUCCUUACCUUCUUUUUUUUAUCUCCAGUAUUUUCCACAACUAGUCAAAUUUAUUCCACACAUCUGACUCCCCCUUUACCUCCUGAGCAACCAGUAAACAUUCCCCCAUUUUGAGUUCAUUUCUCACGUCCUCUGCAUCCAUUUUGCUGUUAUGGUGUUGAGUUUGUUAUAACUAAUUUAUUGAUGUGAUUAUGAUAUGCUAUAGGACAGGCCCUAUUGGUCACGUGCAUGCGAUGCAUACAUGUGUCACGUAAAGAGAGCAAGGGUUGAGGGAAUAGGGAAUGUUUUUCCUAAACAAAUGAGGGAUUUCGGUAACAGAACAUUUCAGUCAGAAAUGGCUGUAAUUAUGUUGCAGCUUCAGCAACAAGGAUAGCGCGAUAAACACUUAUGUUCUGUGGUGGUCACCGCAGCAGGGAGGAGAGACAGACAACCUGUGCUAGUCACACAGUCACUCGCUGUCAUUUUUUUAACACAGCGCAGCAAGUCUGAGCCCGGCACAAUCAAAUCAAUUGCGGUCAGACUCCCUCUAGUCAUUUGUGUGUCUUAAUUAUUUCAUCAAACAGUGCGCGUAAAGCAUUAGACAAGCUCAGUCAGUGCAUAUAGUCGAUUUGAUUAAAACACAUAUGGUGUGUCUAUGUAUGGAAAAAUGCAUGUUUUAAAAUUUAGACCAAUCGAUUGGUCGAAAGAACGGACGACUUUUGGUCGACCAAGAUUUUAUUUUUGUCGGGGACAGCCCUAGUGUAUUAACCCCUUAUCUGUCUGGUGUGUGUCAGGAUGCUAAGAUCAACUCACUGGAGCGAGGUCUGAGGGACAUGGAGGAGGAGGUGAUGAUGUUGAAGUCCAACGGCCUGCUGAGCUGUGAGGAGAGACAGGAGGAGAUUAAACAGAUGGAAGUCUACCGCAGCCACACCAAGUUCAUGAAGAACAAGGUCAGAGGUCACUUCCCCUCAGUUGUCAUUGGUUAGAAUUCCAUUUCUAUCCGUUUACAAAUCAAAUGAAUUUUUUUUUGCCACAUGUGCCGCAUACAACCGGUGUAGACCUUACAGUGAAAUGCUUACUUACAUUGGUCGGACUUCAGUUCCCCUUGGUUCUGAGAGGUCAGAAGUUGGUUCAGUUCCUUCCAAUCAGCUCAAUAUCAAUCUGUUCUGUAGUUGUACAUGUUCUCUUCAUAUCCCUACCUUCCUCCUUCUGCUCAUCACCCUCUACCUCUCCUCUACCAUUCCUCUCUUCUCCCCUUUUUUGCUCUUAUUGUCCUCUUCCUCCACCUCUCCCUUCUCUUUCUCCUCUUCUCCUCCCUCUCUCUCACUCUCUUUCACUGUCUCAGAUGGACCAGGUGAAGCAGGACUUGUCCAGGAAGGACACAGAGCUGCUGGGUUUGCAGACCAAGCUGGAGACUCUGACCAACCAGUUCUCUGAUAGCAAGCAGCACAUCGAGGUCCUCAAGGAGUCUCUGACUGCUAAAGAACAACGAGCUGCCAUCCUACAGACAGAGGUACACACACAUAUAUUUCAGAACGAGCAAUAUAACUAUAUAUACUCUCUCACAGGCCAGUGUAUUAGGUACACAACCCCGUUCACGAAAAUGGAUUGCCCCUAUAGAGACAGUGAGUCAUGUGGCCGUGACUUGCUAUAUAAAGCAGGCAGACAGGCAUCAAGGCAUUCUUACUGUACGAUUGAACAGGCAAAGUGAGUGACCUAAGAAUGGGCAAAACGAGUGACCUAAAGCGACUUUGAGCGUGGUAUAAUCGUCAGUGCCAGGCAUGCCGGAUCCAGUAUCUUAGAAACGGCCGCCCUCCUGGGCUUUUCACACACGACAUUGCCUAGGGUUUACAGAGAAUGGUCAACCCUAGUCAGCGGCAGUCCUGUGGGCGAAAACAGCUUGUUGAUGAGAGCAGUGGAAGGAGAAUGGUAAGAAUCGUGCAAGCUAACAGGCGGGCUACAAACAGACAAAUAACGGCGCAGUACAACAGUGGUGUGCAGAACGGCAUCUCGGAACGCACAACAUGUCAAUCCUUGUCAUGGAUGGGCUAUUGCAGCAGAUGACCACACUGGGUUCCACUCCUAUUAGCUAAAAACAAGAAGAAGCGUCUCCAGUGGGCACACGAUCACCAACACUGGACAAUUGAGGAGUGGAAAAACAUUGCCUGGAACAUGAUCGUGAGUUCAGUUUACUUGAGUGGCCUGCGCAGUCCCCAGACCUCAACCCAAUACAGCAUCUUUGGGAUGAGAUGGAAUGGCUGUUCGCAGCAUGAAUGUACCGCCGUCCAAUCUGAAGCAACUGCGUGAUGCCAUUGCGUCAGCAUGGACCAACAUCCUUGUGGAACGUUUCUGACACCUUGUAGAAUGCCCCAAAUAAUUCAGGCUGUUCUGGAGGCAAAGGGGGGUCCGUCCCGGUACUUGAUGGGUGUACCUAAUACAAUGUACAGCGCGCACACACACAGACCCAGUAUACUGAGCUGUUCUCCUCUGCCCUCUACUGGCCAGGUGGAUGCAUUGCGUCUGCGUCUGGAGGAGAAGGAGACCACUCUGAACAAGAAGAGUAAACAGAUCCAGGAGAUGUCUGAGGAGAAGGGCACGCUCAACGGAGAGAUCCACGACCUCAAGGACAUGCUGGAGGUCAAGGAGCGAAAGGUCAACGUCCUGCAGAAGAAGGUGGGCCUCGACUAUAUAACACACUGUAUAAUACAAUGGGAUACAAUACCUCAUACUACGUCCUAUUUAGUAGGCGUUUUGUGUAUGUCUUUUGUCUAGCUCGCCUAAGUGUGUUUGUGUGUCCAGAUUGAGAACCUGCAGGAGCAGCUGAGAGACAAGGAGAAGCAAAUGAGCAGCCUGAAGGAGAGAGUCAAGUCUCUACAGGCAGACACCUCUAACACAGACACUGCUCUCACCACACUGGAGGAGUCCCUUGCUGAGAAGGUACACAGACACACACACAGACACACACACUCACACUCAGACUCCAACAGAGAGACACAAGCAAUGUGUGUCAUUUAAAGUCAUGCUGUUUCUGUCCUGGAUGUUUGUGGUUCUCUCAUAUGGGCUCUGAAAUUAUGUGACGAUGAUGUUGUUCUGUGCCUCCCCUCCUAUUCUCUCCUCUGUAGGAGCGUAUCAUUGAGCGUCUGAAGGAGCAGAGAGACAGAGACGACAGGGAGAAGACUGAGGAGAUCGACAGCAACAAGAAAGAACUGAAGGAUCUGAAGGAGAAAGUCAGUCUGCUGCAGGGAGAUCUGUCCGACAGAGAGGUGAACACGCGUGUACACACAUACACACACUGUAGUGACACUGACACAUUUAUUAACCCCACCCUCCCUCUCUCCAGACUAACCUGUUGGACCUGAAGGAGCAUGCGUCGUCCCUGGCCUCCUCAGGGCUGAAGAAAGACUCCAAGCUGAAGAGUAUGGAGAUCUCUCUGGAGCAGAGGAAGGAGGCGUGUCUCAAACUGGAGAACCAGCUCAAGAGGGUGAGAUAUUGGCCUUAGACACUGAUCUAAGGCUACCUUUGCUGUGAGUGUGUGUGUGUCUGACUGUGUGUGUGUGUCUGUUUCCAGGCACAGAAUGCGACGUUGGAGGCCAAGGCGAACACGGAGCUGUCGGAGCGCAUCACCUCCCUGGAGCGGGAAGUUACCCGACACCGAGAGGAUUCUGGGAAGGCUCAGGCGGAGGUGGACCGGCUGCUGGAGAUCCUGAGAGAGAUGGAGAACGAGAAGAAUGACAAGGACCGCAAGAUCAACGAGCUGGAGAGGUGUGUGUGUGUGGUGUGUGUGUGUGUGUGUUUGUGUAUCUUUCUGACUGUUUGUUUGUGUCUGACUCAUAGUCUCUGUAAACAGCAGUCUAACUAUAGAAAUGUGUAUGAGCUCCUACCUGGUCUAAUGUAUGUGUUUUCUUCUGAAAUACCACAUGGUCCUACUCUUCUCCUUCCACCUUCUCGUCUUCCUGCUCUCUGAAUCUGUUUCUCUCUCCUGCCUUGUCUUUUUGCCGGAACUCUCUGUCUCCUCUCCAGUCAGUCCUCCAGGUUAGUAACAUGUUUUCUACAUGGCCUCUAUGUACUGGCUUGACUUCCUCCCUCCCUUCUUCCCCCAUCCUCCCUCUCUCUUCUUCUCAAUUGCUUUUGCUCUCCCUCCCCUGCCCUCCCACUCUCACAUUCACCAGUCUCUUCACCCCGCUUCAUUUUCUCUUUCUCCCCCCUCUCUUUCUGUCUAACUCCCUCUCCCUUUGAUGCUUCAGUGGAAUGUGUGUAAGCCUAUGGGAAUGUGUGUAACCCAGUCCUCCUGUGUCCCAUGGUGCCCUCCAGACAGACCAAGGACCAGAGUAAGAAGGUGGCGUCUCUGAAACAUAAGGAGCAGGUGGAGAAGAGUAGGAACGCCCAACUGAAGAACGAAGCCAAAAAGAGAGAGGACAACAUCUCAGAGAGCUCUCAACAGGUCAAGGUGAGGCAUGGGGGGGGGUGGCUGUAUCGAUGUGUGCGACUAAUGUCAACACUCACAAAGAAAGCUCUCCUUGUUGCACUAAAUGUAGUUUGACAUCAAUAUCCUUAAUUGUCUUCCUCUACCUCUGUCUUCUCUCUUCCUCCUGUCGUCUUCUAUUCAUGUUCUUCUCCCCUCCAGGACUCUCUGCGGUUGAAGACGGAGCGUAUCGAGGAGUUAGAGGAGGCUCUGAGAGAGAGUGUUCAGAUCACAGCAGAGAGAGAGAUGGUGCUGGCACAGGAGGAGGCUGCCAGGAACCACCAGGAGAAACAGGUACGCACACACGCAACAGAAGUACACGCGCACUGGCACACACACGUACACGCACGUACCCGCCCACACAUACACACACACACUUGCAACACAAAUACACACUCAUGCAGUGGACACACACAUACCGCAAGCACAUGCACUCACUAAAAGAACACCUUGAGAAAGCGCACACACAUAUAUACACAUGUACAAAGCUACACAGACGGCUUCUAUCUCCUCUCCUUUCAGCCCUGCUGGCUACGUUUCACUCUCGCCCUGCCAUCCCUCCUUUUCUCCGUUUUCUUAUCUCUCAUUUUCUCCUGUUUUAUCUCUGCUACUCACUGCCUCUCAGAAGCACUCACACAAACCAAUGCAUGAGUCCAACCACGCCCACUUUAAGUGGUCUAAGGUAUGACAUAAUGUUGUAUUUCACCCUUUGGAUCAGUAGUAGCUCUUCAGACCAUAUUAUCAUUUUACCAUUUACCUACUAUUCACUUUGAAAUUACAUGGCGUCAACUAAACUUUCUGGUUAGAGCCUGACCUAUAUGUUUUUCUGGGGUCCAAUUCCGAUUUCUGGGGGGCAAAACGUACCGAUAUAUCUGCCGAUAUACUGUUUUAUAUCUGGGAAAUGAAAAAGUAUAUUUUUUCCACACUGAAUUCUCAUAAAUUGUCCAAUAUCUAUGCUUCAAAUGUUAAUUUCAUAUAUUGUGUUAAUAAUGACAGAUCAUGAGAAUGGCCGCAAGUGUUCAGAUAAGCAUGAGAUUCCCUUUUUUCAUCCUAUUUAUUGAAUAUCGGUUAUCGGUCAAUAACGAUUUUAUAGCGUUAAACGGCCAAUAUCGGCCGAUUUUAAUAUCGGUCGGGCUCUACUUCUGGUAUGUAUUUCUAGUAAUGCCAAUCUGUAACUAGUUGGUAACUAAUGAUACUAACAUACGUCUUGAUGGUAGUAUUUACAAUGCACCCCAGAUAAUUAAGUAGUUAUUAUUUAGCAAUAUUGAGUUGUACUGUUAACCAUGUGACUUCUAAGUAAAUGACAGGUAAAUGAAAGUACUACAGUGAAGUAGUAUAUUUAGUGCUGUUUAGAGCUGUCAUUGGAGCCCCUUGUUGUACAUCCAACUCCUCAGUGGGGUUGGGUCCAGAAACAAACCCUAGUCCGGGGAUCGGCAACAGGCAGCCCGCGGGCCAAAACCUGCCAGCGAGUGAUUUUUAAAACGUUUUCAGCUAAAAAUGAGAAUCUGUUCACCAGGUAUUCCCACUAAUAAAAAAAGAGACGUGUAAUCAAGGUAUGAAAUUAUUGUUAUUUUAAAAUACAAUCUCUUUUUGGGCUUAGUUGUGGUCAAUUCGCAGUGUACAAAUUAUUAUAAUUUUGUUCUGGCCCCCUGACUAGCUGCUCUGACAAAAUCCGACCAACAGCUGAAUUUAGUUGCCUAACCCUGUUCACCAUAUUGCUGGUCUAUAACCCGUCAAUCCGUUCAGAUUUACACUAGUGGCUAGGGUGUAAGGGCUAAUGCCUAGGGGUUAGGGGUUCUUUCUGGACAGAGACAUAUUUUCAAUAACAUACAACCUCUGAUGGCCCUCAAAAUGGGUCUGUACAGGAGGAAGGUUAUGUCUUUGAAUGAUGAACACGUCUCAUACAUUUUCACUCUCUCUACUUGUGUGUUUGUACUGUCUUCGUUCUAUGGUGCGUGUGUGUGUGUGUGUGUGUGGUGUGUGUGCAGAUUGAGGAGCUGCUGGGGGCCAUGGAGAAGGUGAAACAGGAGCUAGAGUCCAUGAGGGCCAAGCUGUCGUCUACCCAGCAGUCCCUGUGUGAGAAGGAGGCCCACCUGACCACGCUGAGGGUUGAACGCAGGAAACACCUGGAGGAGGUGCUGGAGAUGAAGUAAGACACACACAAACACACACUGUUUAAACACCGUUUCCAUUCCCCCCACUUUACCAAGUCACCAAACAUCUUACGGUCAGGUAAUGCUGUAAGACUCCAAGGUAAUCGAAUAUCAUGCACAGUGUAGAUGACUCAUUAUUCUAAAAUGCCACCCUGUAAUUCCUCCUCGGUGCAGACAGGAGGCGCUGCUGGCAGCCAUCAGUGAGAAGGACGCCAACAUCGCCCUGCUGGAGCUGUCCUCGUCCAAGAAGAAGAAGACCCAGGAUGAGGUGGCUCUGCUGAAGAGAGAGAAGGACCGUCUGGUACAACAGCUCAAACAGCAGGUAGGGAAAACUCCCUCGUCACGUGACCUGGGUCCGGCCACUGUGACAUUAGAGAUGUAUUUCAAUAAUGCUAAGUCACUUCCUCUACUCAUCUCCUCUCCUUCACCUGAAAUAGGGAGAGACUAAACAGACCUCCAAUCGUUUAUACAUAUAGCUAUUGACUUUGCAGCGAGUGUCAAAAUCAAAAGAGUAGGCAGCCUUAAACUCCUCUUGGCACAGCUGCCUGCUCAAUGCACCAUGAAUAUGCUGGUCAAAAACGUUCCUUAAGUCUCUCUCCCUGAAAUCCUUUCCACAUUCUCCUCUCUUCCCCCUUUCUCCUCCGUCCUCCAUCUUUCUCGCUCUCCCAGACUCAGAACCGUAUGAAGCUAAUGGCAGACAACUAUGAGGACGACCACCUGAAGACCGCCCCCGACCAGACCAAUCACAAACCUUCUCCAGAUCAGGUGGGUACCCAGUCAACCAAACAGAAUCCUAUAUUUUGCACUCAAAGGCUAUCUCUAGAUAAAAUGUGUUAUUGUGAUAACAUGUGCAGCUUAACCAGAAUAUACUUUCUUUCUCCAGUAUAUGAAUUUAUGUCAACUGUCUUUCUGUCCCUGAAGUGAAAUUGAAUCAUCACUCCUAAUACAGUGAGGGAAAAAGUAUUUGAUCCACUGCUGAUUUUGUACGUUUGCCCACUGACAAAGAAAUGAUCAGUCUAUAAUUUUAAUUGUAGGUUUAUUUGAACAGUGAGAGACAGAAUAACAACAAAAAAAUCCAGAAAAACGCAUGUCAUGAAUGUUAUAAAUUGAUUUGCAUUUUAAUGAGGGAAAUAAGUAUUUGACCCCCUCUCAAUCAGAAAGAUUUCUGGCUCCCAGGUGUCUUUUAUACAGGUAACAGGCUGAGAUUAGGAGCACACUCUUAAAGGGAGUGCUCCUAAUCUCAGCUUGUUACCUGUAUAAAAGACACCUGUCCACAGAAGCAAUCAAUCAAUCAGAUUCCAAACUCUCCAUCAUGGCCAAGACCAAAGAGCUCUCCAAGGAUGUCAGGGACAAGAUUGUAGACCUACACAAGGCUGGAAUGGGCUACAAGACCAUCGCCAAGCAGCUUGGUGAGAAGGUGACAACAGUUGGUGCGAUUAUUCGCAAAUGGAAGAAACACAAAAUAACUGUCAAUCUCCCUCGGCCUGGGGCUCCAUGCAAGAUCUCACCUCGUGGAGUUGCAAUGAUCAUGAGAACGGUGAGGAAUCAACCCAGAACUACACGGGAGGAUCUUGUCAAUGAUCUCAAGGCAGCUGGGACCAUAGUCACCAAGAAAACAAUUGGUAACACACUACGCCGUGAAGAACUGAAAUCCUGCAGCGCCCGCAAGGUCCCCCUGCUCAAGAAAGCACAUAUACAGGGCCGUCUGAAGUUUGCCAAUGAACAUCUGAAUGAUUCAGAGGAGAACUGGGUGAAAGUGUUGUGGUCAGAAGAGAUCAAAAUGGAGCUCUUUGGCAUCAACUCAACUCGCCGUGUUUGGAGGAGGAGGAAUGCUGCCUAUGACCCCAAGAACACCAUCCCCACCGUCAAACAUGGAGGUGGAAACAUUAUGCUUUGGGGGUGUUUUUCUGCUAAGGGGACAGGACAACUUCACCGCAUCAAAGGGAUGAUGGACGGGGCUAUGUUUUUUUUUUGUUAUUCUGUCUCUCACUGUUCAAAUAAACCUACCAUUUAAAAUUAUAGACUGAUCAUGUCUUUGUCAGUGGGCAAACGUACAAAAUCAGCAGGGGAUCAAAUACUUUUUUCCCUCACUGUAUAAACAAUUUAAUCUUUCUUCAGCACCUAAACCUAAGUGUUCUCUCUCGCACUCUUUGUUCUGUCUCGUGCACACACACUAACCAAGUGUUAUUUUCUAAUGCUGCGAUUGGCUAAACCAUCUGUCCAAUAGGAUGAUGAGGAGGGUAUCUGGGCAUAGCCAACCCUGUGCCCUCCUCCCCUCUCUCUCUCUGCCAAUUUGUUCAGAAGGGUGAGCACGAAUGAACGUCAGUCAUCUGUCCAUUCUUCACCUCCUCCCUGGCAUGUUUGCUCUUAUUCCAUCGUUCAGUGUGUUCGUUCUGCUCCUCCAUUUUGUUUUGUCAUCUUUCUCUCCUCUCACCAUUUUAAGUUGGUGUGUCUGUGAACAACUGAGUCAUUCAAAUAGUCAGACACACACACAGCAGGACACACUUCUGUCCCACAUACCAUACUCCACAAUCCCAUCUCCUUAAUGCAUGUGAGAUGCAGCCUUAUUCUUCCUCCUUCUGCAUGCUCCAUGCUUUUGGUUUAGCAUGGUUUAGCCUCUGAAAACACACUGGGACCUAAUGAAAUGACAUUUUUCUCUCUCUUCCUUUAUCCAACUGGUUCCUUCAUUUAUUUCUCCCCUCCCUCUCCCCCCUUCCCCCUGUCCCAUCCAGAUGAUCCCACCUCUCCUGUCCCUGAGUGAAAAUCGCAGUAAGCUGAAGCUCUACAUCGACCACCUGACUGACCUCUGCCACGACCGAGACCCCAGCAUCCUCAGUGACCUGACCCCGCCCCUCCACUAUCACCACACCAACCCACCAGCCUGGGAGGAGGAGCUACACAAGUUGACUCUGGAGCAGGUAACAGAGGAAUAGUCAGAGUCGGUAUUUAAUGUCAUAAGAAGGAAUUCCUCUCGACCACGCCCACCAUUUGGGGAAAACCAAACAUUCUUUCCCAUUGACCGUCAUUGUAAAAGAGCCAACUUCGUCAUAGAUUUUUUGUUAUACAGAAAUACCAAAACAUGCCGAAAAGCUGCUGUGUUGUUCAAUGUACAUGUAACCUGGUAAAAUCUCGGAAUCUACGGUUCGCAAUGCUUCCAUGUAGGGAAAUGGAGCCUGCGAGAAGAGCCCCGUGUAGCUCAGUUGGUAGAGCAUGGCGCUUGCAACGCCAGGGUUGUGGGUUUGAUUCCCACGGGGGGCCAGUAUGAAAAAUAAAAUAUGUAUGCACUCACUAACUGUAAGUCGCUCUGGAUAAGAGCGUCUGCUAAAUGACUGAAAUGAAAUGUAAAUGUAAGAGCCCUGUGGCUUCAGGCUUUUCGGUGUGGAAGUAUUCAUACCCCUUGAUUUAAUCCACAUUUUGUUGUUAUAGCCUGAAUUCAAAAUGUAUUAAAUAGAUUAUUAUGUUUUUAGAAAUGAUUGAACAUUUUAGGAAAAUGAAAUACAGAAAUAUCUCAUUUACAUAAGUAUUCACACCCCUGAGUCAAUACUUUGUAGAAGCAACUUUGGCGGCGAUUACAGCUUUGAGUUGUCUUGGGUGUGUCUGUAUCAGCUUUUCACAUCUGGAUUUGGGGAAUUCCCUUGCAGAUUUUCUCAAGCUCUGUUAAGUUAUACGGUGCCUUCGGAAAGUAUUCAGACCCCUUGACGUUUUCCACAUUUUGUUAAGUUAGAGCCUUAUUCUAAAAUGGAUUAAAUAAAUACAAAUCCUCAGCAAUCUACACACAAUACCCCAUAAUGACAAAGUGAAAACAGGUUUUUAGAAAUGUUUGCAAAUGUAUUAAAAACUAAAAACAGAAACACCUUAUUUACAUAAGUAUUCAGACCCUUUGCUAUGAGACUCGAAAUUGAGCUCAGGUGCAUCCUGUGUCCAUUGAUCAUCCUUGCGAUGUUUCUACAACUUGAUUGGAGUCCACCUGUGGUAAAUUCAAUUGAUUGGACAUGAUUUGGAAAGAAACACACCUGUCUAUAUAAGGUCCCAUAGUUGACAGUGCAUGUCAGAGCAAAAACCAAGCCAUGAGGUCGAAUUAAUUGUCCGUAGAGCUCCGAGACAGGAUUGCAUCGAGGCACAGAUUUGGGCAAGUGUACCAAAACAUUUCUGCAGCAUUGAAGGUCUCCAAGAACACAGUGGCCUCCAUCAUUCAUAAAUGGAAGAAGUUUGGAACCACCAAGACUCUUCUUAGACCUGGCCACCUGGCCAAACUGAGCAAUCGGGAGAGAAGGGCCUUGGUCAGGGAGGUGACCAAGCACCCGAUGGUCACUCUGACAGAGCUCCAGAGUUCCUCUGUGGAGAUGGGAGAACCUUCCAGAAGGACAACCAUCUCUGCAGCACUCCACCAAUCAGGCCUUUAUGGUAGCAUGGCCAGACAGAAGCCACUCCUCAGUAAAAGGCACAUGACAGCCCGCUUGGAGUUUGUCAAAAGGCACCUAAAAUUGAACUCUUUGGCCUGAAUGCCAAGCCUGGCACCAUCCUUAUGGUGAAGCAUGGUGGUGGCAGCAUCAUGCUGUGGGGAUGUUUUUCAGCGGCAGGGACUGGGAGACCAGUCAGGGUCGAGGCAAAGAUGAACAGAGCAAAGUACAGAGAGAUCCUUGAUGAAAACCUGCUCCAGAGCGCUCAGGACCUCUGACUGGGGCGAAGGUUCACCUUCCAACAGGACAACGACCCUAAGCACACAGCCAAGACCGCAGGAGUGGCUUCGGGACAGGUCUCUGAAUGUCCUUGAGUGGCCAAGCCAGAGCCCGGACUUGAACCCAAUCGAACAUCUUUGGAGAGACCUGAAAAUAGAGGAUCUGCAGAGAGGAAUGGGAGAUACUUGUUCUGAAGCCAUUCCAGCGUUGCUUUGGCUGUGUGCUUGGGGUCAUUGUCCUGUUCGAACAUAAAUCUUCGCCCCAGUCUGAGGUUGUUUGCACUCAGAAGCAGGUUCUCAUCAAGGAUUUGCCUGUAUUUGGCUCCAUUCAUUGAUCCCUCUAUCCUUACCAGUCUCCCAGUCCCUGCCGCUGAAAAGCAUCCCCAUAGCAUGAUGCUGCUACCACCAUGCUUCACGGUAGGGAUGGUGUUAGACGGGUGAUUAGUUGUGCCUGGUUUUCUCCAGACAUAGUGCUUUGCAUUCAGGCCAAAGAGUUACAAUUUUGUCUCAUCAGACCACAGAAUAUUUUGCCUUAUGAUCUGUCUUUCACGUGCCUUUUUGCAAACUCCAGGCGUGCUGUCAUGUGCCUUUUUAUCAGGAGUGGCUUCCGUCUGGCCACUGUCCCAUAAAGCCCAGAUUGGUGAAGUGCUGUAGACUGUCCUUCUGGCAGGUCCUCCCAUCUCAGCCUAGGAACUCUGAAGUUCUGUCAUUGGGUUCUUGGUCACCUCCCUACAGGUCCUUCUUGGCCGGUUGCUCAGUUUGGUGGAACGGUCAGCUCUAGGCAGAGUCUGGGUAGUUAGAUAUUUUUUCCCAUUGAUGGAGACCACUGUGUUUUUGGAACCGUUCAACACUCUAGAAAUAGUUUUAUACCCUUCCCCAGAUAUAUGCCUCAUCACAAUACUAUAUUGGCGAUCUAAGGACAGUUCCUUGGACUUCAUGGUAUAGUUUCUGCUCUGACAUGCACUGUCAACUGUGGUACCUUAUAUAGACAGGUGUGUUUCUUUCUAAAUCAUGUCCAAAUAAUUGAUUUGGGUCAUAGGUGGACUCCAAUCAAGUUGAAGUGAUAUCUCAAGGAUGAUCAAAGGAAAUUGGAUGCACCUGAGCAAAAUUUUGACUGUCAUAGCAAAGGGGUGUGAAUACUUAGGUAAAUGUAAUAUUUCAUUUUCAAUACAUUUGCAAAAAUGUAUUUAAAAAAUAAUGUGCUUUGUCAUUAUGGGGUAUUGUGUGUAGAUGGGUGAGAGAGAAAAAAUAUAUUUAAUCAAUUUUGAAUUCAGACUGUAACACAACAAUGUGGAAUAAGUUGAGGGGUAUGAAUACUUUCUGAAGUAAUCUUUCCAACAAUUGUUUACAGACAGAUUAUUUCACUUAUAAUUCACUGUAUCACAAUUCCAGUGGGUCAGAAGUUUACAUACACUAAGUUGUAUGUGCCUUUAAACAGCUUUAAACAGAAAAAUGGUCUGGUUCAUCCUUGGGAGCAAUUUCCAAACGCCUGAAGGUACCACGUUCAUCUGUACAAACAAUAGUACGCAAGUAUAAACACCAUGAGACUACGCAGCCGUCAUACCGCUCAGGAAGGAGACAUGUUCUGUCUCCUAGAGAUGAACGUACUUUGGUGCGAAAAGUACAAAUCAAUCCCAGAACAACGGCAAAGGACCUUGUGAAGAUGCUGGAGGAGACAUGUACAAAAGUAUCUAUAUCCACAGUAAAACAAGUCCUAUAUCGACAUAACCUGAAAGGCCGCUCAGCAAGGAAGAAGCCACUGCUCCAAAACCGGCAUAAAAAAGCCAGACUACAGUUUGCAACUGCACAUGGGGACAAAGAUCGUACUUUUUGGAGAAAUGUCCUCUGGUCUGAUGAAACAAAAAUAGAACUUUUUGGCCAUAAUGACCAUCAUUAUGUUUGAAGGAAAAAGGGGGAUAACUUGCAAGCUGAAGAACAUCAUCCCAACCGUGAAGCACGGGAGUGGCAGCAUCAUGCUGUGGGGGUGCUUUGCUGCAGGAGGGACUGGUGCACUUCACAAAAUAGGUGGCAUCAUGAGGAAGGGAAAAUUAUGUCGAUAUAUUGAAGCAACAUCUCAAGACAUCAGUCAGGAAGUUAAAGCUUGGUCGCAAAUGGGUCUUCCAAAUGGACAAUGACCCAAAGCAUACUUCCAAAGUUGUGGCAAAAUGGCUUAAGGACAACAAAAUCAAGGUACUGGAGUGGCCAUCACAAAGCCCUGACCUCAAUCCUAUAGAACAUUUGUGGGCAGAACUGAAAAAGCGUGUGCGAGCAAGGAGGCCUACAAACCUGACUCCGUUACACCAGCUCUGCCAGUAGGAAUGGGCCAAAAUUCACCCAACUUAUUGUGAGAAGCUUGUGGAAGGCUACCUGAAACGUUUGACCUAAGUUAAACAAUUUAAAGGCAAUGCUACCAAAUACUAAUUGAAUGUAUGUAAACUUCUGACCCACUGGGAAUGUGAUGAAAUAAAUAAAAGCUGAAAUAAAUCAUUCUCUCUACUAUUAUUCUGACAUUUCACAUUCUUAAAAUAAAGUGGUGAUCCUAACUGACUUAAGACAGGGAAUUUUUACUAGGAUUAAAUGUCAGGAAUUGUGAAAAACUGAGUUUAUAUGUAUUUGGCUAAGGUGUAUGUAAACUUCCGACUUCAACUGUACUUUUCUUAAAUGUAUACUGAACAAAAAUAUAAAUGCAACAUGCACACAUAUAAAAUAUAAACGCAACAUGCAACAAAUUCAAAGAGUUACAGUUCAUAUAAGGAAAUCAGUCAAUAUAAAUAAAUAAAUUAGGCCCUAAUCUAUGGAUUUCACAUGACUGGGAAUACAGAUAUUCAUCUGUUGGUCACAGAUAUGUUAAGAAAGGUAGGGGUGUGGAGCAGAAAUCCUGUCAGUAUCUGGUGUGACCACCAUUUGCCUCAUGCAGCGUGACACAUCUCCUUUUGCAUAGAGUUGAUCAGGCUGUUGAUUGUGGCCUGUGGAAUGUUGUCCCACUCCUCUUCAAUGGCUGUGCGAAGUUGCUGGAUAUUGGCAGGAACUGGAACACGCUGUCGUACAUGUUGAUCCAGAGCAUCCCAAACAUGCUCAAUGGGUGACAUGUCUGAGUAUGCAGGCCAUGGAAGGACUGAGACAUUUUCAGUUUCCAGGAAUUGUGUACAGAUCCUUGCGACAUGAGGCUGUGCAUUAUCAUGCUGAAACACGAGGUUAUGGUGGCGGAUGAAUGGCAAGAUAAUGGUCCUCAGGACCUUAUCACGGUAUUUCUGUGCAUUCAAAUUGCCAUAGAUAAAAUGCAAUUGUGUUCAUUGUCCGUAGCUUAUGCCUGCCCAUACCAUAACUCACCACCACCAUGGGGCACUCUGUUCACGACGUUUGACAUCAGAAAACCGCUCGCCCACACGAUACCAUACAUGUGGCCUGCGGUUGUGAGGCCGGUUGGACGUACUGCCAAAUUCUCUUAAACGACAUUGGAGGUGGAUUAUGGUAGAAAAAUGAACAUUCAAUUCUCUGGCAACAGCUCUGGUGGACAUUCCUGCAGUCAGCAUGCCAAUUGAAUGCUCCGUCUACUUGAGACAUCUGUGGCAUUGUGUUGUGUGACAAAACUGCACAUUUUAGAGUGGCCUUUUUGUUGUCCCCAGCACAAGGUGAACCUGUGUAAUGAUCAUGCUGUUUAAUCAGCUUCUUGAAAUGCCACACCUGUCAGGUGGAUGGAUUAUCUUGACAAAGGAGAACUGCUCACUAACAGGGACGUAAACAGAUUUGUGCACAACAUUUUAGAGAAAUAAGCUUUUUGUGGGUAUGGAAAAUGUCUGGUAUCUUUUUAUUUCAGCUCAUGAAACAUGGUGUGUUUAUAUUUUUGUUCAGUGUAGUUUUGUAAUUGACUUAAACCAGCAGACAACAAAAAAAAUUUGUGAGCCAAUAGGCGUGGCUUAACGUGACCACGCCCCUGAGUAGGGUACAGCCGUAGGGUACUCCCAUUACUCCUAUGUAAUUAGUCUAACUUUGGCAGCAUCCUAAGGAAACACUGACACUUUUUGUCGUUUCAGUAAACAAUUUCUGCAGCCUCACGUGUCAUUAUUAACAUACUUGGCUGUCACAACAGCAAAUUAUAGUCUUAGAUAUGUCGCAUAACAACUUCCAGUCUUUACCUGCCCUUGAACGGUCUAGGUAUUUAGAAAAGUUGAUUCUUGUUGUCUUGCCUAUAUGUUCUUUCAACUUGCCAGAGACCAGCUGGGGAGACAACCCUACCAAAUGGCCCGAAGUAGCCUAUGGCGAAUCCCACCUACUUGGUGGAAUCUCCAGUUUUGCAUAAAUAUCCAAAUGCAGAAGGAUAUUUUAGCUGUUAUUUGGAUGGAUACAGCUCACUAGUCCUUACUACAAGCUAACUAGCCACGUUUAUGCAAUACACAUAGCUAGUUUGAUACAAACAAGUGUUAGCGACCAGUGAUGAAGUGCUUUGAACACACAAAAAUGUAUAGAGUAACCAGACCCACAGCUUUCCAUUAUCAUUGUGACGUAAUAGCCUGAAACCGUGAGGUUCGUCUAACCUGGUCCUUGGGCAGUUGAUUAAACUUAAUUUGGUGUUCUUUUUCUCCAACUAUUGUUCAAACAAAAUGAUACGCAACAGCCUUUCGGCAUCUUAAAAGCAGGGCUAGCUAGUUUGAAUGUUUGUUGGAAUCGUCCCUUUGGCUGAUAAUUGUGACAUACAUUCAUUGCCACAGUCUAUCUGUUCAUGCUAACAUUUUUACGUUUAGAAUGAAAGUGUUUUUAGGUAUGAUGUAGUUUGUUGAUUUAAGAUGACAUAAGUAUGUUAAAAAUGACCAACCAAGCAUAUCCAAAAUGUUUAUAAACUCAUACAUAAAAAAUAAUACAGCCGUUGUCGGGUUAUGAGUAAAGUAUGCCAUUUAUCAUAGGAGUAACGGGAGUACCCUACGGCUGUACCCUACUCGGGGCCGUGGUCACGUUAAGCCCUGCCUCGCUGUGUGUAUCUAUGGGGUAACCCCGGGUUGUUUUCCACACAGGCGGCGGGGGCCGCAACAUUCUAUUUAAUACCAACUGGGAUUAUCCCUUCCUCUAGUGUUCUCUCUCUCUUGUUCCCUCUGUCUGUCUCUUGCCCUCUUUAUCGUUCUGCGCUCUGUUAUCUCACUCUUAACAGGAAUGAGUACAGUUUUGAUUUGCCUCAAGAAAAAAUAGGGGUGGGGUUGGAGAAGUAUGCUAACUCAUUAUCUCUCUCUCCCUUAGUUGGAACUGGAGUUGGAGUUGUGUGAAAAGGAGAGCGGGGAGCUGCAGGAGUAUGCCAACUCAGUGCUGCAGCAGAUCGCUGACUACUGCCCUGACAUCCUGGAGCAGGUGGUCAAUGCGCUGGAGGAGUCCUGCUGA